Messenger RNA from Hippocampus comes (tiger tail seahorse), 2597 nucleotides. RefSeq names its product transmembrane protein 121. The record is from RefSeq and is a predicted model, not a curated record. The transcript has 2 exons. Lineage: Eukaryota; Metazoa; Chordata; Actinopteri; Syngnathiformes; Syngnathidae. Bases 635 to 1579 code for a protein of 314 amino acids.
CGACGUUAUUACUUCUUCGGACUGUUUUUUUUUUUUUUUUUUACGAUAAUUUAUUUCAUUAUACCCCCCGCCCCCCCCUUCCCCUCCAGCCUUCGAAACGGAUUUACAAAGCCUCUCUUCUGAGCCUGCAAUGAGAUUCAACACUUUGGAGAGACUAGUCGUCCAUUGACGGCUGCGAAGUUGCCACGUGGCAAGAAGAAGGAGAAGGAGGAGGAGGAGGAGGAGGGCUGGCGAUUGGCAAGGAUGGAUAUUCAACCUCCUCCAAGAGCCUCCCCACGGGGAUGCCGGCGUAGGACGCAAGGCCUCACGGGCCGUUGUUGACCUGCUGUCUUGGUGAUUGAUGGCGGCUCCGGGAGGGGGGGAGGCUCCGGGCCACUGCAGACUCCUCGCUCUCUCCUCCGUUUCCCUUCACUCAUACGCUUGCGCCGCCAUCCGCAGGAGCCCUCAGAUCUGACGCUCGGGAGGGGCGGACGCAGCGAAAUCAAUGGAAGCGCGCCGAGUAACGAAGUGAUGUUCCUGCGCUCGCGUGCCCAUACCGCGCACUGCUCUGCCUCCACGUAGCGGGACGUUCCCGGCGAAAGGCAAUCCCCCUAAAGGUGUAACGUGCGAGUGAGAGCCCCGAGGUGCCCUCGCCAUGGUGUUGCCGCCUCCCGACAAACGCCACGUGUGCUUGACCACCAUUGUCAUCAUGACCAGCAUGGCCCUGAUGGACGCCUACCUGGUGGAGCAGAACCAGGGUCCCAGGAAGAUCGGCGUGUGCAUCAUCGUGCUGGUGGGGGACGUGUGUUUCCUCAUCGUGCUGCGCUACGUGGCGGUGUGGGUCGGGGCCGAGGUGCGCACGGCUCGGCGGGGUUACGCCAUGAUCCUCUGGUUCCUGUACAUCUUCGUGCUGGAGAUCAAGCUCUACUUUGUCUUCCAGAAUUGCAAGGCCGACAGGAAGAGUCUGGAGACGGUGGCGCGGAAAGCGUUGACGUUACUUUUGUCGGUGUGCGUGCCGGGUUUGUACUUGGUUCUGGUGGCGCUGGACAGCAUGGAAUACGUCAGGACUUUCCGCAAGAAGGAGGACAUGCGAAGCCGUUUGUUCUGGGUGGCGCUGGACUUACUGGAUCUUCUGGACAUCCAAGCGAAUCUGUGGGAGCCCCAACGCACGGGCCUCCCCAUCUGGGCCGAGGGCUUGAUGUUCUUCUACUGCUACAUUUUGCUCCUCAUCCUGCCCUGCGUGUCGCUCAGCGAGAUCAGCAUGCAGGGCGAGCACAUGACCCCCCAGAAGAUGAUGCUCUACCCGGUCCUAAGCCUGGUCACCAUCAACGUGGUCACCAUCCUGAUCCGAGGCGUCAACAUGGUGCUGUUUCAGGACAGCCGCGUGUCCACCAUCUUUGUGGGCAAGAACGUGGUGGCCAUCGCCACCAAGGCGUCCACCUUCCUGGAGUACCGCAGGCAGGUCAAGGAGUUCCCGCAUCCGCAGAACGCCAUGGCCAUGGAACUGCAGCAGAACUCGGUGGGCCACACGCAGACGCUCCCCAACGCCACCGCUUUGCCGCACGAACCCACGCCGGCGCAGGACGUCAUUGACACAUGACCGCCAGCAUCUCGCCGCUGGAAUGCGCACCAAACGGCGUCAUGGAAUUUCCACGUGAAAUCGGACAACAACACGGUACCUUGGUUUUCGAGUGAGUUUUUCCAGUUCGUCAAGAACGAAAAAUUUAUUUACAGGCUUCGCGUCUUGGAAGAAAUGAUCCUCCGAAGCCAGGGUACUACUGUAUUGUGUUUAAAAGUUCAGACUGUGCUGAGAGACUCCAAACCCAGCAGCCGGGGAAAUUUAUGUCGUGUAAAAAUUGGUCCUCUCUCUGUAAGUGUCUUUUUUUUUCUUUUUUUUUUCUUUUUUUAAAAGGUCACCAGUACCAGCACCAAACGAGGGAACGUUUAGCUUCCCCGUUUGCCUCCAAUCGGGGCAAAAGAGGAGCAGAUGGUGACAAAUGGCCACGGCGAGCAGGCGGCCUGCGCUUCGGCCACGUGCGCUUGUGUUGUGUAACUUGUAGAAGCCGACGCCUCGGGCGGUUUGAUGCUUUGGAACUAUGGGUCGGAGUAAAACAAGCACUCCAGCGGCACUGGACCGUCGACUGCGCACACAAACACACAGUGUGCAUCGCCCCGUGAGCGCGAAAGAGCAUGCGCACUAUUCGAUAUAACGUACGCCUCCGAGUGCGUUUGUGCGCAAAGGUGUGCUUGUUUACCACCGGGGGAUUUGUUUAUGACGGAUCAUUUUGUAAUACAAGUGUGUCUGUUGGUGUGUGAAGUGCAAAUGGGAUUAAUCUAUUUGUUGAUGUCAGGUAAAAAAAAAAAAAAAAAGGAAAAAAGGGAGGGGGUGAUUUUAUUUCUCAACUGUACAUUCCUCUAAACGUCUCAAACCUUGAAAUGAAAGAAUAAAUUAUCAGAGUGACAAAAAAAAAAAAAAGCAACUUAAACAAGCUGAACAGACUUUUAUUUCGUUCAUUAUGAUUUGUUUUGUUCUUAAUAUUGUUGUUGUUAUGAUUAUCCUGUAUAUUAUUUACGAGCGGGAGGCCAAUGAUGUUUGAAUAAAAGAACAUUGCCGACAA